AUGGAUUAUUUUCUCCCAGGAAAAUAUAAAAAUGCACUUGGAGGCUAUGGUGUACUGAUUUCGGACCUUCAUCCAACGAUAUACACACGUUCAUCCGAAGUGGGCAGCGACAUCGCGAAGCUUGACUUCGAUAUCCAGCAGUUCCUAGCCCACAUCGAAUGCCCAGGUGAUGCUUCAACACGGGCGUCACGAUUUGAAGAUCUUGGAAGGAUGUUUUUCGCCCGAUGGAUAGCGAAGGGAGCGAUCCCAGAUCUCGAAAAUAGCAUCAAGAAUCAUCAGGCGGCAUUAACCUUGACACAACCCGGAGCGCCCCUACAAACAGCCAGACAGGCAGGCCUGUCUGAGGCUAUGCGUGCAAAAGUUAUCGCAUCAAAUGAUAAAGGCUAUACAGAUGUUUACAUUCAAUCACUGCAGGAUUUGUUUCAGAGCACCGGCUCCAAGUAUCUUCUGCCAUUAGCUGAGGCGUAUGGAAUACGGUUGAUCCAAUUCCGUGAUGCUGAAGACCUCGACAAAUAUAGCGACUUGCUUCAAGAAGUCUUAGAUCUCCCCUCUAGUCGUGGUGACUUACGUCGGAAACCCCUUAUGCUCUUAGGACAGUCAUAUGUCACGAAACAUGAAGUAACGGGCGAUCUAGGCCACCUCGAUGCAUGUUUCGAACUAUAUCAGGAGGCACUAGAUAUUCCCGCGAAUACCAUUGAAGCUACUAUUGAGCGAACAUUGGUACUCCAAAGCCUAGGGGAGGCCUUCCGAACGAGAUGGCUUCGGUUGGGAGAUCCGAAAGAUGCUGAGUUAUCUCUUCAUUGGUGUGAGGAAGCGGUCAACACAAUUCCGGUUGAAUCAGCGCCUAUUAUGCAAUUUGGUCUGAAAUUAGCGCUUGCAUCAUGCUAUGUUGUGAGGUUUGCACAGCUUCAAUCAACCGUAGAUAUUGAUAUCUCGAUUCGAAUCAUGGUUGAUGCUCUGCGCAUCUUACCGGAAAAUGAACCACUUCACUCAUCAGGAAACCUGCAGCUAGCGCGGCUUUUUCAACUAAGAUAUGGCCAACGACAAGGCAUAAGGGAUCUAGACCAGGUUGUGUCACUAUCUAAAAAAGCAGCUGGUAAUGGCCCACACAACCGAAAGUUCGAAAUUCAGUUGCUACUUAUUUUCGCCAAAGCGUUGAAUUCCAGAUACAGCCAACUAGGACAUAGUGAAGAUAUUGAUGAGUCCAUUGAGAAAGUUUCUAAAGCUCUGUCUCUCACCCAGGAUCAAGAUGAAAUUUUUCAGCCAGAACUUCUUGAUAUUCUGGCCGAUUCGUAUGAGUUCAAAUACAAAAGACUUCUAUCACGAGGAGAUCUUGAAAUGGCAAUAAGUUAUCGGAAGCAAAUCAUUACUCUCCUCCCUACAGGUCACUCAGAGCUACCAACAGCAUACUCCGCACUCGGGAGUUUAUACGAUGAUAAAUCUGAAAUAACAAAAGCAGAAGAGGACUAUGAAAUGACCUUACAGACGUACCAGAAAGCGGUAGAUGCAGCUCUAGAAAAUGACCCAAUUCGAAUUCAUUAUCUGCGAUACCUUGGGAUAGAAUACCAGAAGCGGUUUCAACGACUUAAAAUUCAAUCGGAUCUAGAUACUGCAACUAGGAUGUUAGAUAGGGCGUUUCGACAACCACAAGCGCCUAUAAUGUUUCGCAUAUUCGUUGGGAAGGAUCUGGCCGACUGGCUGAUAGAGGUGGAAAAUCCUUCAGCUGCGUACCAGGUCGCUACUGAAAUACUUCCCUUACUCUCUCAAUUUACUCCACGGUCCUUAGAAAUAUCGGACAAACAAAGCUUGCUGGGUACUGUUGCUGGAAUACCUAGUAUUGCGGCAGGUCUCGCACUGAUAGCAGGAGAGGAACCAUACACAGCAAUCCAGCAUCUUGAAUCCGAAAGAGGGAAUAUAGUAACCUCUCUCAGCGAUCUCCGCGUUGACACUAUCAAACUCAAUUUAUCACAUCCUCAUCUAGCUGAACAGUUUAUUCAGCUAAAAGAUGAGCUAGACUCUGGGCCAGGGUUGAUAACAGGCUUUUCUAACCCACGCCAUCAUGCAGACCGGCAAUUAGCUUCUAUCAUUGAAGAAAUUCGGGAAUUGCCGGGGUUUAAUCGAUUUUUACUUCCCCCAUCUAAGGAUGACCUGAUGUCUGCGGCAAUACAUGGACCGAUAGUGAUUAUCAACAUGAUGUUUGAGCGCUGCGAUGCUCUUAUCAUAAAACAUGAUCAAAUUAUCUGUUUGAAGCUUCCGGAAUUAGAAUAUCACGAUGUUGCAGAAUGCGCGGCUCAGCAGGAGAUUGACCAAGGUACACUAGAGUGGCUCUGGGACACAACCGCCCACCCGAUCUUGGAGAACCUAGGGUAUCUUGAACCACCUACUGGAUCUCCUUGGCCACGUGUUUUUUGGGUUCCCACGGGGCCCCUAAUAUCCAUGCCUAUACAUGCGGCUGGGUAUCACUACCCGGGGUCAAACAAGACUGUUCUAGAUUGUGUGGUCUCUGUGUACAGUUUCUCUGUAAGAGCACUUUUACAGGGCCGUAUGAAUGCUGCUAGAGCAGCAGUUUCAUCUAGGCCAAAGGGAGAGGCUGUGCUUAUUGGAGUUCAAAAUCUUCCGUUCGCGUCGGAUGAGAUUGAUCGACUUGAGGAGUUAUGCACUGAGAUGAAUCUGCAGACAAAGAGAGUGAAUCCUUAUCGAAGUGAAGCGCUUGCUUCCUUAUCUCAAUGUGAGAUUUAUCAUUUCGCAGGGCAUGGGGCAACGCAUCCUGUGAGCCCAUUAAGAAGUUCGCUGAAGAUGAAUGACGAGCCGGUUACGGUCCAAGACUUGUUUAAUAUGAGACUGCAUGAGCAUGCUCCGUUUCUGGCCUACCUUUCUGCAUGCAGUACAGGCCGUAUCGAGGAUGAGUCACUUCUGGAUGAAGGCCUACAUUUAAUCAGCGCAUGCCAGCUGGCAGGUUUCCAGAAUGUGAUUGGGACUCUACAGAAAGCGAACGAUUUACAUUGUUCUCAGGUCGCGAAGAUGACUUAUACAUGGAUCAAAAAUCAAAAGAUGGAAGAUAAGUCUGUUGCAGAAGGUCUUCACCAUGCAAUUAGAAAUCUUCGUGAUCAAUGGAUUGCUAAAAACAAAAUUGAUGAGGGCGCAAGAGGAGAUCAGGGAAGCGGGAAUGAUAAUUCAAACAGAAGAAGAGAUAUUAUUCCCUGUGAAGAGCAACCUAUAUUCUGGGCUCCAUUUGUUUGCUUUAGUAUUUAUUAA
Messenger RNA from Clonostachys rhizophaga, 3255 nucleotides. The record is from the annotation of a GenBank genome assembly. Lineage: Eukaryota; Fungi; Ascomycota; Sordariomycetes; Hypocreales; Bionectriaceae.